AGCACAGCCCGCCACUCGGCAGCAUCCUUUGCAUGGUCCGCCUGUGCACGUGAGGGAACCGAAACGCAGAGGAGUCGGUUGUUCAAAGUCACGCAUCAAACGACUGCUGGGCUUGGGAAUGGAACUUUGCAAGCUGUUGGGUUUUGAGCUCUUGCUUUAACCGCUAAAUGUGCCGUUUUCCACUAGAUGCUUCCUCAGACAACAACCGAAAACAUAGCGGGUUGACUCUGACUUGCCUGAAAGGCUGCUUAAAGUUUCCAGCAGGGAACGGCUCUGGAGCCCUCCCUUCAGGUGCUUUCCGUACUCCCUGCCGUUCUCUUCCUCUCUCUAGCAGUGCCGGUUUCCUCCCAGCCGAGGUUGUAGCUAAGCAGUGAGCAGGAUGCCCCCGGGCAUUUACUGCCCUAUGGAAUUCUGGUCCAAGGGGGAAAACCAAAACAUCCAGGUGGACUUUCUGCUGCCAACAGGCAUAUACUUGAAUCUCUCUGUGCCCUGCAAUGCCAGCUUGGGCACCAUCAAACAGGUGGUGUGGAAGCACGCUCAGUAUGAGCCACUCUACCAUAUGCUCAGUGAUCCCGAGGCCUACGUCUUCACGUGCAUCAACCAGACAGCCGAACAGCAAGAGCUGGAGGAUGAGCAGCGGCGCCUUUGUGACAUCCAACCCUUCCUGCCCGUCCUGCGGCUCGUGGCUCGAGAAGGUGACAGAGUCAAGAAGCUUAUUAACUCCCAAAUCAGCCUGCUUAUUGGGAAAGGUUUGCACGAAUUUGACUCUGUGCAGGAUCCAGAGGUGAAUGAUUUCCGCACCAAAAUGUGCCAAUUCUGUGAGGAGAGAGCAGCAAAGCGGCAGCAGCUCAGCUGGGCAGCUUGGAUGGAGUACAACUUUCCCUUGCAGCUUGAACCCAUGGCCAAAGGCCUUGGAACUGGACUCUUGCACACACCCACCAAGAACAUUUUUGUCAACGUCAAGUUUCAGUCUGGCGGGGAGAGCUUCACUUUCCAGAUCUCCCCAAAUGAGUUCCCCAUCACAUUAAUGAGCUACGCUGUCAAGAAGCAGGCUACUGUCUUCCGCCACGAGACAAUGGAGAACCCAGAGGACUACACACUGCAGGUGAAUGGGAAGUAUGAAUAUCUCUAUGGGAACUACCCCCUGUACCAGUUCCAGUACAUUCGUAGCUGCCUGCACCGAGGCUUGACACCCCACCUGACCAUGGUACACUCAUCCACUAUUAUUGCUAUGAGAGAUGAGCAGGUCAACAGUAUAGCCAACCCCCCAAAGAUGGCAGUGAAGCCUCCCCCACUCCCUAAGAAAAAGCCAAACUACGGUUCUCUCUGGUCCUUGGAGCAGUCCUUCUACAUUGAACUAGUGCAAGGCAGCAAGGUCAAUGCGGAUGAGAGAAUGAAGCUGGUGGUGCAGGCAGGUCUCUUUCAUGGCAAUGAGAUGCUGUGCAAAAUGGUGUCAAGCUCUGAAGUGAACGUGUGCUCAGAGCCAGUGUGGAAGCAGAGGCUGGAUUUUGAUAUUAAUAUCUGUGAUCUCCCUCGUAUGGCACGGCUCUGCUUUGCACUCUAUGCUGUCAUCGAGAAGGCAAAGAAAGCACGAUCCACCAAGAAGAAGUCCAAGAAAGCUGACUGCCCCAUUGCCUGGGUGAAUGUCAUGCUCUUUGAUUACAAGGACCAGCUGAAAACAGGGGAGUGCUGCUUGCACAUGUGGUCAUCCUUCCCAGAUGAGAAAGGUGAACUUCUGAACCCCAUGGGCACGGUGCAGUGCAACCCCAACACAGAAAGUGCAGCAGCUUUAGUCAUCUGCUUCCCCAACAUUGCAUCGCAUCCUGUGUAUUAUCCAUCAUUUGAGCAGCUGCUGGAGUUGGGGAGGAAUGGAGAACAACCCCGCUCUGCACCAGAAGAUCCAGAGGAGAAGCUGCAACUGAAGGAAAUAUUGGAGCGGAGGAGCCACACUGAGCUCUAUGAGCAUGAGAAAGAUCUGGUGUGGAAGAUGAGAUAUGAUAUCCGUGACCAAUACCCACAAGCUUUGGCAAAGCUCCUUACCAUCACCAAAUGGAACAAGCAUGAAGAUGUGGCCCAGAUGAUUUCCCUGCUUCAGACCUGGCCAGAGUUGCCUGUCCUGAAUGCCUUGGAGCUGUUGGAUUUUAGCUUCCCUGACCGUUAUGUUGGCUCCUUUGCUAUCAACUCAUUAAAGAAGCUGACAGAUCAUGAAUUGUUCCAAUAUCUGCUGCAGCUUGUCCAGGUGCUCAAGUAUGAAUCCUACUUAGACUGUGAAUUAACCAAGUUCCUGCUGGACAGGGCUCUAUCCAACCGUAAGAUCGGCCACUUCUUGUUCUGGCACCUCAGGUCAGAAAUGCACGUCCCUGCAGUUGCCUUGAGGUUUGGCUUGAUCCUGGAAGCAUACUGCAGAGGCAGCACCCACCAUAUGAAGGUUUUGAUGAAACAGGGAGAAGCACUCAGCAAGAUGAAAGCUCUGAAUGAGUUUGUUAAAUUGAGUUCUCCAAAGGCCACCAAGCCUCAAGCCAAGGAGAUGAUGCAUGUGUGCAUGAAGCAGGAAACUUACCUCGAAGCACUUUCCCACCUCCAGUCCCCUCUGAACCCCAGCAUUAUCCUCACUGAAGUUUGUGUGGAUCAGUGCACAUUUAUGGAUUCCAAAAUGAAGCCCUUAUGGAUUGUUUUUAAUAAUGAAGAGACAGGUGGAGGUGGAGUGGGUAUCAUUUUUAAAAAUGGAGAUGAUCUUCGUCAGGACAUGCUGACUCUGCAGAUGAUCCAGCUGAUGGACGUCCUGUGGAAGCAGGAGGGCCUGGACCUGAGGAUGACUCCUUAUGGCUGCCUCUCCACAGGAGACAAGACUGGGCUGAUAGAAGUAGUCAUGCAUUCUGAUACCAUCGCUAACAUCCAGCUGAACAAGAGCAACAUGGCUGCCACUGCAGCCUUCAACAAGGAUGCACUGCUAAACUGGCUGAAAUCCAAGAACCCAGGUGAUGCUUUAGAACAAGCCAUAGAGGAGUUCACUCUUUCCUGUGCGGGGUACUGCGUGGCAACCUAUGUGCUGGGGAUCGGCGACCGGCACAGCGAUAACAUCAUGAUCCGCGAAACUGGCCAGUUGUUCCAUAUUGAUUUUGGUCACUUUCUGGGGAACUUCAAGACCAAAUUUGGUAUUAAUAGAGAACGAGUUCCUUUCAUCUUAACCUAUGAUUUUGUGCACGUCAUCCAGCAAGGAAAAACAAACAACAGUGAGAAGUUUGAAAGGUUCAGGGGUUAUUGUGAAAAGGCCUACAUGAUUCUGAGGCGCCAUGGUCCUCUCUUCCUGCACCUGUUUGCACUGAUGAAAGCUGCUGGCCUGCCAGAGCUCAGCUGCUCUAAGGACAUCCAGUACCUGAAGGAUUCCCUGGCUCUUGGUAAAACGGAUGAAGAGGCACUGAAACACUUCAGACUCAAGUUUAAUGAAGCCCUGCGAGAGAGCUGGAAAACCAAAGUGAACUGGCUGGCACACAAUGUAUCCAAAGAUAACAGACAGUAGAGGGAUGGAGUCAGUCAGCCUGCACACUUGCUCCAAGAGAAUGUACAACCACUUGCACUGAAUCCAACCACUGUAGACUGGUUUUAGAAGACUGAUGAAUGUUGCCGUGUUUAAGAUCCCUCACCUGUGGUUCCAGAGAUCACAUCUUUCUGCCUAACUGAAAGUUGGACUGCCAUCAACUGCAUAAUCAUGCCUUCAGCAGAUCUUUGGGUGGCAAGGGAGAGGCACAAGGCAAUAAAAUUACUGCAAACAGUGAAA
Lagopus leucura (white-tailed ptarmigan) is the source of this 3778-nucleotide messenger RNA. RefSeq names its product phosphatidylinositol-4,5-bisphosphate 3-kinase catalytic subunit delta (gene PIK3CD). The record is from RefSeq and is a predicted model, not a curated record. The transcript has 23 exons. Gene Ontology annotation, cellular component: phosphatidylinositol 3-kinase complex; cytoplasm; plasma membrane. Gene Ontology annotation, biological process: phosphatidylinositol 3-kinase/protein kinase B signal transduction; phosphatidylinositol-3-phosphate biosynthetic process; phosphatidylinositol-mediated signaling. Lineage: Eukaryota; Metazoa; Chordata; Aves; Galliformes; Phasianidae. Gene Ontology annotation, molecular function: 1-phosphatidylinositol-4-phosphate 3-kinase activity; 1-phosphatidylinositol-3-kinase activity. The coding region runs from base 380 to 3520 and encodes 1046 amino acids.